Miniopterus natalensis is the source of this 1497-nucleotide messenger RNA. It is a transcript of the gene ANGPTL4, whose product is annotated as angiopoietin like 4. The record is from RefSeq and is a predicted model, not a curated record. Lineage: Eukaryota; Metazoa; Chordata; Mammalia; Chiroptera; Miniopteridae. Gene Ontology annotation, biological process: blood coagulation.
AUGAUAGGGACAGUCACGUCUCCCACACGGCGUCUGGGCGCGUGCGGGGCCGCCUGCCAGGAGCCGGGGGCUUCCGCCGCGCCCCCGCUGGUCCCCGGGAGUCUGGUCUCCCCGGGCGAGGCCGCGCCUGAGACCCUCCGCAGCCUGCAGACCCAGCUCAAGGCUCAGAACAGCCGGAUCGAGCAACUCUUCCAGAAGGUGGCCCAGCAGCAGCGGCACCUGGAGAAGCAGCAUCUGAGAAUCCAGAAUCUGCAGAGGCAGGUGGGCCUCCUGGCCCCCAUCAACUUGGGCCGCGGGGUGGCCAAGCCUGCCCGGAGGAAGAGGCUGCCCAAGAUGUCCCAGCUUGUUGGCCCCACUCACAAUAUAAGCCACCUGCACAGGCUGCCCAGGGACUGCCAAGAGCUGUUUGAAGAAGGAGAACGGCAAAGUGGACUAUUCCAGAUCCAGCCUCAGGGGUCUCUGCCUUUCCUGGUUAACUGCAAGAUGAGCUCCGAUGGAGGCUGGACCAUAAUUCAGAGGCGUCAAGAUGGCUCUGUGGACUUCAAUCAGCCCUGGGAAGCCUACAAGACUGGCUUCGGUGAUCCCCAAGGAGAGUUCUGGCUGGGCCUGGAGAAGAUGCACUUGAUAUUGGGGGACCGUGGCAGCCACCUGGCUGUGCAGCUGCAGGACUGGGAGGGCAAUGCCAAGUCGUUGCAGUUCCCUAUCCGCCUGGGUGGUGAGGACACAGCCUAUAGCCUGCAGCUAACCGCACCCAUGGCCAGUGAGCUGGGUCCCACCACUGUUACACCCAGUGGCCUCUCCCUGCCCUUCUCCACUUGGGACCAGGACCACGACCUCAGCAGGGACAAGAACUGUGCCAAGAGCCUCUCUGGUGGCUGGUGGUUUGGUACCUGCGGCCACUCGAACCUUAAUGGCCAGUACUUCCGCUCCAUCCCUCGGCAGCAGCAGCAGCGUAAGAAGGGCAUCUUCUGGAAGACCUGGCGGGGCCGCUACUACCCGCUGCAGGCCACCACCAUGCUGAUCCAGCCCAUAGCUGCUGAAACAGCCUCCUAGCCUCCUUGCUGGGGCCUGGUCCCAGGCUCCUAGGGGACAGUGACUUUGAUUCUGGCCCAACACGUGGCCAUUCCCUGCCUGGGCAGGGGCCGUCUGGAGCCUUGCAGACAGAGAAAAAGCCUAUGACUGGAGAGACCCCCCUUUUUUAGUGGGGGACUGCAGGUGAUAUCCUCUGAGAAGGACGGAACUGCAGGGCACACACCACAGAAUCGUGGGACCAACGGGCAUUGAGGUCUUCUCCUUGCCUACCCAAGGAGUGGGGAACACAGAGAGACCACGAAGGGGCAACCAGGCCAGCCCUCAACGGUAGAUUCAGUCAUGUUGACUGGCUAAGGGACCAGGGCGCCCUCACGGUGCUGUUGUAUGUGGGUGCUGUGGGACAAGCCCGUGCCACAUGGUGUCUGGGCAGAGCUCACAGAAUAAAAACAACCUCAGAACAUUUCA